AUGUAUGCAUCAAAUGAAGAUGAAUUCAAUCGAGAACACGAUGAUUGGGUUUUCUUGCGUCAAUCAUCACCAAACACGAAUUCUAUGCAUGGCGCUAUGAACCUUGUUGAUCAUGAACACACCAUUUCCAGUUCGUCGUCAAGUACGAGUAGCAGCGAUAGCAGUUUGUCAACAUCGGAGCGAAGUGACUCGGUAUCAUCGAUUGAAAUUGAACAAGACAAAAGUGAAGAACCGGUUUUAACUAGUCAAACAAAUGAUUCAUUAGUAGAAGGUGAACUCAAAGAACAAGGUUUAUCUUCGGAAAUUCCGAUUAAACAAGUCAACGAGGGUGAAACGAGUCCGGUUAUUAAUGAAUACGAAUUACCACAUAGUGCAUGUGAUUCAAGCCAGGAAACAAUCACAUUCACAAGUCAUCUGCGUCGACGCACCGGUGCAAAUGUGCAAGAAACAGGUGACCAAUACGUGCCAACUAUUGAGCAGGGAAGUCGAUCUUCACGAUCAUCAAGUCAACAUCCACGGAAGAGAAAUGCGUUGCUCAUCUAUGGUCUCCUAGUAUUACUUUUAGCUUUACCAAUAGUUCUAUGUCGAUUUGCAACAUCGCAACGGCAUGUGCUUGAUAAAAUAACGAAGAAUUUACAACAGACAAAUCAACGUUUGGAUCAGAUAAAGAAUGUUCCAAUCGAAGAUCUUGAGCAGAAACUGGCGAAACAACUGGAAGAGAAGUUUCAAGGAAUUUUGAAACAAAAGAUGAUUGAACAUCAUCAAGAGAAAUUCUCGUUAAUUUCACAAAUUAAUGAACUUUAUCAUAUUAUUCAUAUGACACAACUGAAUUUAACCAAUACAAUUCAUCAAUUAUCGAAUGAAAAUGAACGAUUACAAAAGCAAGUCAUUGGAUUGGAAAAACGGCAAGAGAUCAUGGAAGAACAACACGCAAAAAUCAAUAUCACAUGUUCGCAAAGCACGGAUCAGGCCAAAGUGAUUGUAUCACCCUUGGAAAACAUGAUUAGUAAUGUUAUCAAACAAACGACAUCGAUCACGACAAACACGUCGGAAAGUCUCGCGGUUUUUUUCGAACAAAUGAGUACGACAAUAUCUGAUUUUGUCGACAAUCGCCAUGAAUAUGUCGAAGAAACCAAACAGAAACUAAAUGGCUUUGCUAAGUCAGAAACCGCUGAGAAAGUUAAAAAAACUAUUCGCCGCAGUGUCGAAAACUUCUCUUCAUCUAUUCAUCAAGCUCAAACCUCAUACGCAACAUGGAUGCGAUCACGUGCUGAACAACGUGAACAAGCUCGUAUGAAUAGCAUAAAUUCCGAAGACAGUGGCAAAUCUGUCCGACGUCCAUGGCGUUGGACAUUUCAACGUAGUCAUGAUCGUCAGAAGCUACGUCAUGAGAUUCCCGUAACAAAAAAACAUACAUCCAACAAAGAGUAUGUUUGUAAUUCGCAUUACGAUUUCCCGGUGAAUCAAUUAUGUACAAUGAAGAAUUGGAUGGACAAACUUUUUCAACCCCACAUCUUUUUUUUGUAUCCUGUACAAAUGACGACUACUACGAGUGGAGUAGACGCAGAUGAUGAUGCAUUUGACGCUGACGAUGAUCGAUAUGACACACUUAUACUUCCACCUGACGUCCAACAAGUCAUUGAUCAGAUAUUACCAAGCACAGAUGAAAUCGAUCGGAUUGAUUUCAAUCCCGUUGAUUAUAUCAAUCAAUUGUUUCCUACGGAGCAAUCUUUAGCAAAUAUAGAUGAAGUCAUUGGCAAUGUGAAAUCGAAAAUUCGUACCCUAGAUAAUGAUAUUCGCUUAACUAUACGUGGUCAUUCAGAUACUGGUAUGGAUGAACAUAAAAUAUUAGAUGAUGCUCGAAAUGCCAUUGCAUUAUUAUAUCAGCAAAUGUGUGAAAUUAAAGACAAAGCCGAUAAAUCCGAAGAAAUGGUUAAAGAAAUCACUCGAGACAUCAAACAACUUGAUAUCGCCAAGAAGAAUUUAACCACCUCAAUCACAACAUUGAAUAAUCUUCAAAUGUUAAUCGAAGGCAUUGACAAAAUCGAAAGUGCUGUGAAAAAGAAGUCCUACGGUGAUAUAGCUCAUUUACUGCAUCCAGUUAUUAGUGUAUUAGAACAUUUUCAACCUUACAUGAGCAUUUCACAAAUACAAGAACUAUCUUCGAAUGUUAAAGAACUAACUGCUCAAAUAAACGCUCAGGUUCGAAAAGAAUGUGAAGAUGCUUUCAAUGGCCCCAAUGCUAAAAAUUUUACGCCAAAUCAACAUUUCGCUGAUGUAUGUAAAAUAAUCGACGUCAUUGACCCUAAACUAAGAUUAGAAGUCAUAAAUUGGUUUUUAAAGACGCAUCUUUCGGAAUACUCAAUAUUGUACCAAGAAUCUCAAGAAUUAGCAUGGCUAGAUAAAAUCGAUCGUCGAUAUGCUUGGUUAAAACGUUCACUUGUUGAAUACGAUGAAAAGUUUUCACGAAUAUUUCCAGCACAUUGGGACAUGGCCGAGCGGUUAACCGUGGAAUUCUGUAAAAUCACUAGACGUGACUUGGCGAAUAUUAUGCUUAAGCGUAAGAAUGAAAUAGAUGUGAAAUUAUUACGAUUUGCUCUGGAGAAGACAGUCGGGUUCGAGACGAUUGUCGAGAAGCGUUUUCCCGGUAAUACACUCGACUAUGUUAACAAUCCAAUUACUAACCAUAUGAACGUGAAACUGACAAGUCCGAACGAAGCCGACGAUUUGAACUUAUCAAGUAGUUCCAAAGCCAAAUCUUCCCCCUUCCAAGGAAUCAUUUCGCAAUGCUUCGAAGAUCAUCUCGAUAUCUAUAUCGCUGAAUUAGAUCGAAGUUUGUCUGAUCAGAUUCAAAAAUUUGUUGACGAACACAAAAAAGAUGGCUAUCCUGUGUUCGAAGGCGGCGAAGAUACGAACAACGUUUUACCGACCAGUGGAGAACUAUUCGUCUAUUUUCGCAAUUGUCUUGUGCAAUGUGCGAAAUUAAGCACCGGUCAGCCUUUAAUGUUACUUCAACAAACAUUUCAAAAAUACCUGCGUGAAUAUGCCAAUCGAAUUCUUACAGCGAAUUUACCGAAAACAAAUACAGCUGCAUCUACAUUGGUUGGUACAGCAACGAUCUUCAUACAAAACCUGCCGAACAUUCCAUCAAUGUUGAAAGAAGGCGAAGCGGUAGCUAAAUUGAACGAAUCGGAAAUCUGCCGAUCGUGUAGUGUUCUAUGUACUGCAGAAUAUUGCGUUGAAACUAUUCAACAGUUGGAAGAUAAAAUGAAGGAGAAGAUCACAAAAACACUAGUAGAGAAAAUAACAUUCGAAGCGGAAAGAAAUGUUUUUAAAGUUAUCAUUACCCAGUCAAUUCAGAUACUUAUUCAAGAUUUAGAAACUGCCUGUGAACCAGCCUUAAUCGUCAUGACUAAAUUGUCUUGGCAAACACUUGAGACAGUCGGUGAUCAGUCUCUGUAUAUCACAACGAUCAUCAAUCAUCUGAAAACAAUUGUUCCACUCAUACGUAAUCAUCUAGGAUCCUCUCGCAAGUAUUUCAUCCAAUUUUGUACGUCGUUUGUCAGUUCGUUCAUUCCGAAAUUCAUCAAUCAUUUAUAUCGUUGCAAACCGAUCAACAUGAUCGGCGCCGAACAACUUCUACUCGACACUCACUCAUUGAAAACUGUUCUUCUGGACUUACCAUCGAUUAGUUUGCCUGUAUCACGAAAACCUCCGCAGAACUUUACAAAAAUUGUUCUGAAAGGAAUGACACGCGCAGAAAUGAUUCUCAAAGUUGUUCUCACUCCGAAUGAUUCAGCGCGACAAUUUGUGAAGAAUUAUCUACAAUUCAUGAAUAACGAUGGUGACAUAGGUUCAUUCCAAAAAGUUCUCGAUAUGAAAGCUAUUCGAAAACCUGACCAAGCACAUCUAAUCGAACGUUUUAAGAAGGAACACGCCGCGAUUCUAGCUAGUCAUCAACAACAAAGCCAACAACAGUGA
This is a messenger RNA of Adineta ricciae, 3981 nucleotides long. Lineage: Eukaryota; Metazoa; Rotifera; Eurotatoria; Adinetida; Adinetidae. The record is from the annotation of a GenBank genome assembly.